Pediculus humanus corporis (human body louse) is the source of this 1023-nucleotide messenger RNA. RefSeq names its product protein FAM50A, putative. The record is from RefSeq and is a predicted model, not a curated record. Lineage: Eukaryota; Metazoa; Arthropoda; Insecta; Psocodea; Pediculidae. Gene Ontology annotation, cellular component: nucleus. The coding region runs from base 1 to 1023 and encodes 340 amino acids. The transcript is spliced from 5 exons. Gene Ontology annotation, biological process: chromatin organization.
AUGGCUCACUAUAAAGGGGCUGCCAGUGAGGCAGGUAGAGCCAUGCAGCUUAUGAAAAAGCGAGAAAAGGCUCAACAAGAAAUAGAAUAUAGAAGGAAAAAAAUAGAAGAAGAUUUGAAAAUAUCAAACAUAGAAAAUAAAUUUGCAGCUCAUUAUGAUGCUGUCGAACAACAGUUGAAGAGUUCCACUAUUGGUUUGGUGACUCUCAAUGAGAUGAAAGCAAAACAAGAAGAUAUUGUACAACAAAGAGAAAAAAAAAUGGCAUUAAAACAAUUAGAAAAAGAACGAGAAAAACAAAAAGAAUUGGAAGCGAAGCAAGCUGAAAAAAACAGACAAAAAAGACAAAUUCAAGCUUUAUCAUUUAGUAUUCAGGAUGAUGAAGAGGAUGAAGAUAAUGAAGAUGAUGAUGAGAAAAAAGAUGUGUCAUUUGAAAAAAAACACAAGCCUAAAAAAAUUAAAAAAAAUCCAGAUGUUGAUACAAGUUUUUUACCUGACAGAGACAGAGAAGAAGAAGAAAAUAUGCUUAGAGAGGAACUUAGGCAAGAAUGGGCUUUGCAACAAGCAACUUUAAAAGAAGAAGAAAUUCAUAUUACUUUUAGUUACUGGGAUGGUUCAGGACACAGACGAACGGUUAAAAUGAAAAAAGGUAAUUCCAUAUAUCAAUUUCUUCAACGUUGCUUGGAACUACUUAGAAAAGAAUUUAGUGAAUUAAAAACAGUUAUGGCUGAUCAAUUAAUGUAUGUAAAAGAAGACUUGAUAUUACCUCAUCAUUACACAUUUUAUGAUUUCAUUGUUACAAAGGCUCGAGGAAAAAGUGGGCCUCUUUUUACUUUUGAUGUUCAUGAUGAUGUAAGGCUAACAAGUGAUGCUUCUAUAGAAAAAGAAGACUCACAUGCUGGUAAAGUUCUAUUAAGAAGCUGGUAUGAAAGAAACAAACAUAUUUUUCCCGCGUCAAGAUGGGAACCUUAUGAUCCCACAAAGACAUAUGAUAAAUACACAAUUACUGAUAAAAAUAGAAAAUGA